AGAAGCAGAAGAAGAACCAAUAAGCUUACAGUAAUCCUUCCCCGGCUUCAGUCGUGGGAAGCUAUAACAACAUAUGUGGCAUUGAAUAUUUUGUUUUGUUUACAAAUGAGAGUUAAAGUUGAAAACACCUUGCAGCUUUACCAUUUUAUUUAGCUAGCGUUAGUUAUUUAGAGUUCAUUAGUUCUCUGAUUACGGUCGUGUAUGAUUAGCUAAAUGUGCUGGCGCUAGCUACGUAGGUAGCUAUAAUAACUUGCCAAACCUACAGUUAAUACCGCUUUUGAGUUAGGUCCAACGACUAGCUAGCUAGAUUGUACAGUUACGUACGGUUUAGAAUAAAUGAUUAAACUGUUGCAUUAUCUACAUAUCCGAUAGAUCGUUUGUCUGCCUAUAAGACUAAUGGCACCCACGCACAGCUGUUUAGUUUGUAAUGAUUGUUUAUAGCUAGUCUUAGCUAGCUAGCUAUACACAAACAAGCUACUUGGCUUUUAGCUAGCUAGCUAGGUUAGCAAACGUGUCUGACCGGCUGAAGUGUGUGCCUUAGGAAACAAAUUUAGCUGGAUAGCUAGUUAGCAAACUACAUAUCUAACCUAGCUAAUUUAGCUAACGCAGACUGAAAAUGGCUUGCCGACUGACGAAAGAGGAGCUGGACCAACAGUUUGAACAGUUUUUGAGAGAGUCAGUUUCUGAUGACUCCAUUGAAUUUGGCCACAACUCUACUCGACCCAGUGUCCUAAACCACUUGGGAAAUGUACCACAAAUGCAAACAAAGAAAAGCCAGGGGUCUGUACCUUGGUGGCAGAAGGAUGAUGACAGUGAAGAGUGCCUGGGGAAAGGAAUGAUAGAACCUGGGAAGACCUUCCGCAAAUCAUUAAGGAGGUCACACUCCGUCCAGGAGAUGGAGGAAGAUCAGCUGAAGCGACACUGCUUUGAGUACAAUCCCAAAGGAGCCCCAGCCAUCUUCACUAGAGACAGUCUAGAGCCUGAAGAUUUGCUGGUGGUGACUGGGUCUGCGUUGAGUGCCACUGCUUUAGGCCUGGAACAGGGGCAUGGAGAGGAGGAGAGACCAGGGCUUUUAGAUGACCUGGGCAGAGGAACCGAGGCUAUAGCUGGCCUUACAACACUCAGACGAGAAUUGGAAUCUUGCAGCUCCACUUUGAGCUCUCCAGAAAGAAGGGAGCAUAUUGCUAUGAUAAAUCAGAAUCAAAUGGAAGAUGCUGAAAGACUUUUGGCUUCUGCUAAAGAAAACCAUCCAGAAUCUCCUGCUUACAGUGAAGAUUUUGAUGAUGACGCAAGUGACUAUCCCAAAGAAGCUAUAGAGAAGAAACCUGAAAGGUGUGGGAUGUUGGCUAAAGUGUCGCUGCAUGAUUCUCUCAACUCAACGGAUGGCCCUGUAGUGCCUCCUCUAGGCAGUGAAGUGGUAAAGAGAACAGAAUGGUCCAGCUCCAGAAUGGCAGAUGCAUCAGGGCCAGCAGCCACAGGUCAGUCAUAUGGUCAAAGUGGGGUGAGCGACAUGGAGGCACUGCAGGAGGCGUACAGACAAAUAAGUCACUCAGUGGGGGAGUUUGAGGAGAGAGAGCAGGAGCCCAGCAGGAGCCCUGCUUCCCCCGUCACUCCAAAGUGUUCCAGAGAAACCCUGAAGCAUGUUUCCACUGUAGAGUCAGACUUACCAACUGCAGAGGAACUUAUGCGUGCUAUCGGACCAGAUUCUAGUUUCACAUAUGACUCGCCUCUCCAUCUCCAAAAUGAAGCAGCAGUCGAUGUAAAUGCUGAAAGGAUGGCUUCAGAUCACAGUCCUGUGAGAGCUAAAACUGAGGUCUCUGCUGGGGCUCUCAGUGGGACGGCGAGCGAGGGGCCCACAAUGAUGGUGCUGAACCCAGCCUCCCCCCAGCAGAGACACAUGAACAUCACCGAGGAGGUAAAAAGGCUCAUGCAGGAGAAGGAGAUCUCCCCUCAGGAAUCCACCAGUGUCUCCAACAAGGGCAGGAAAAAGCAGCAGGUUCUGGGUAGACCCAACACCACAGCUCCUUUUUCAUGUUUAUCUAAAAAAGCUCCAGUCCCAUCUGGGAGAAAUAAGGAAGCUGAGAUCGGGCUGAGAUCAUUACCUAAGACUUCUGCACCCAGCAAGACUGGUCAGAUAGUUAAACCACCAUCUUCACUGGCUGCAAGAAAGAGUCGGAGCCAAAUCGCCAAAAGGACAUCCAUUCAUAGUCAGACACACAUCAGAAAAGGUCCUGACUCUGGUUUAAAAGUUAGAAAUGAGCUUCUUACUUCAGUACAGUCCUUUGCUUCAUUCUUGGAACACCAAAUGGAAGCCAGUGGUUUGCAGACAGACUCUCCUUCCCAGUCAGAUGGCAGCACACAGCAUAGGACCGAGAGAACACACAAGUCAGGAAAGGAAUUGAUGGGUAACAGAGGUGACAGGGGUCCAGACAGAGCCUCGGAACAUUCCUUCCUGGACCGUCUGUCUGACCGAGGGAGAGAACUUCUCAUCAGCGAGAAGCAGCUCCAGGAGGAGCACAGCAGAGAGGUCAGCGCUCUUCGGCAGGAGAUUUACAUGCUGGAGAGCAAGCUACACAGUGUGCAAGAGGCCAGCAAGAAGCAGAGAUGGAAUUUUGGUGAGGCCUCAGACCCUGUAACAGAGGAGAAACUCAAACUGAUUGAGAAAGAGAUGAAGGAACAAGAGACUCUAAUCCAGGGCUACCACAUGGAGAAUGAAAAAUUGUACCUGCAAAUGAAGGCCCUCCAGGCACAAAGUAAACAUAAUGAAGAGGCCAUGUUUACAGAGAACCAAAGGCUACUCUCAGAAUUAGCCCUCACUAAGGAACAGUUAAAUAGCAUCAGCAAGCAGAAGACUGUGGGAAUUACAGCUGUAGCAGACCCAGGAUGCAGUGUUAAAGUGCUAAUGGGUCAGCUGCAGACUGCGCAGAAAAAAGAAGCACAUCUCCAGGAGGAAAUCCAAAGGCUGAAACAAGAAAAUCAGGCCCUGCAAGUGGACCUGCAAACAAUGAAAAAAGAGCGGGACAUGGCAAAAGUGCAGGUCAUCUACACCUCAGGUGAUAAGGGCUUUGAGCUGAAGCUGCAGGAGGAGAGGCAUAAGGAGGAGGUGGUGGGCCUGAGGAAGAGGCUACAGUGGUACGCCGAGAACCAGCAGCUCCUGGACAAAGACGCAGCUAGGCUGAGGGCAGCCAAUGCAGAGACACAGAGACUCACAGAGCAGGUGGAGAAGCUUAAGAUGGAGAUCUCUAAGCGAACCCACCAACAGCAGAAGAAGGCGAAGGAGAGGGCUGGCGAGGCUAAGAAGAUUCAGGACCUUGAGCGGCAGGUGAGGGAAUUGGAGGAGAUCCUGCGGCGCAGGCAUCCAAAUUCCCUGCCUGCCCUCAUUCACGCCGCUGCUGCUGCUGGCGCUGGCAGAGAGGAGGAGGUGGGCAGAGUCCAAGAGGGUGCAGUUCCCCUUGUGGACCACACAGUGGCACUGCUGGAGAGACGCGUGCGCAGACUGGAGGCGGAGCUUGAAGGUUGUGAUGAGGAAGCCAAACGCUCCCUCAGAGCCAUGGAGCAGCAGUUCCACCGAGUCAAGCUCCAGUAUGAACAGCAGAUCUCAGAGCUGGAGCAGCAGUUAGCUGAGCAAAUCCAGGAGCAGCCAAGCAGUUAUCCUGAGGAGUCACAGAAUCACGCCCAGUUGCUGCAGCAAGAACUGGAGCAGCUGAAGGAGGCUUACCAGAGCCAAGUGACUGCUCUGAAGGCUGAAGUGGCCACUCUGCAGGAGCAGCUCCAGCAGGCAAAACCCACGACACAGUCACACAACCAUUCCCGUAGCCCCUCACGACACCAGAAGCAGACAGAUGCAGCUCAGACAGCCCGCAUCGAGCGCCUGACCCAGGAUCUUGCAGGCAAGAGCCGCACCAUCCAGGACCUACACCGUACUGUGGAGCGCCUGCAGAGAGAGAGGAGGACCAUGCUGUUUGCUCCAAGCCUUGAUGGUGGCAGUACACAGCCCAGGCAGUACCCAGUCCCAGCCAAAGACUGCCCUAUGCCCACUGAGACCUUCCCCCCUACCCAGGAUGAGAAGGAAUACCAACCCAGGGCUUUCUCAGGGUCACAUAUUUCUGAGGUGCAGAAGGAAAACGAGAGGCUGAGGCUCAGACAGGAGCAGCUGGAGAUGUGUUGGGAGCAGGAGAGGGUUUUACUGCAGACUGCUGUCACACAAGCACAAGAUGAACUCCACAGGGCUCAGAAGCGGACUCUAGAGGAGCUGGCCUCACUCAAGGUUGACCACCAAAGAGAGAUAGAGCACCUUGUGGCUCGCCAUGCCCUAGAGCACUCUUCCUCUAAAGUAGCUGAACUCAUGAAUCAAGUCAAGGCACAUGAGAUCAUGGUGCUUCAUUUGCGUGAGCAGUUGAAGGAGUUGCAGGGUAAUAAAGAUGCUCUUUCUGUGUCUAAACUCCGGGAGGAGACUUUGCAGAGCCAGCUGACAAAGCUUCUAGAUGAGCUAAAGCAGGCAAAAGGGCUCCACAGUCCUGGGCUGAGACACUUUGCCAGUUUGGAGCGCAAAAUCCAUACAAUGGAACUCCGAUACAAUCAGCGUGAGCAGGAACUAAAGCAGAUGAUUGCUCAGACACGGGCCAUGGUGGAGCAGGAGCAGGAGGCUGAGGUGGUUCGCUGGAAGAGGCUGGCUCAGGGAAAGAGCAGUGAGCUUGAGGCAUUCAGACUGGAGCUGGACUCUAUAUUGGAUGUGCUUCGAGAGCUCCAGAAGCAGGGUGUAGUUAUUCCUGCUACAAAGCACUCCUCUGCUGCUGGCUUCAUAUUUAAACCACUCCAAUCCUGACCUGGUACAUUUCCAUUAAUUGAUCUUUUCACUUGGUUAUGCAACAAAUCUGUGAAAACAAUAUAACUAAUAUGGGAAUUGCUACUUCAUCUCUUUAAAGCUGGAGCUAGUGUCGAGCCAUCCCACAUUGAGUACAGAUAACUUAAAAAAACAAAUGAUGAUUGAAUGAACUGUAUGCCAUAUUAGGGCUAACAAAAUGGAAUAUUUGAAAUUCUGUUUGAUUUUUAAGAGAAACAAAAAGGAGGAGAGAAAAAACUUGUUACAUCUAGCUUCUUUAUAUGCCAGCCUUUUCAGACAGUAAAGUCAGAGAGUCUGGACUUUAAUGAAGACUAUUCUUAUGCUCUGCUGUUUCCUUUUUAAUUUUAUUUCUACCCGGCAUACCUGCCAAUUUGCUUAGCACUGCAGCACUACCAAUAAAAUUUUAAUUAAAUUCCCAGCUAUUAAAUUUUCACAAUAUGUACAACCAAACUGUCAUUUUUAAUGUACAUUUUGAAAAGAACUAAUUGUAUUGUGUGCCAUUUUAAAUAUUUAUUGGUAUUAAAGUGUAUUCAAGCAAGUUUAUUUGUUAAUUUUCCAUUAUCAUCUGUGCUAUUUUACACAUUUUCCAAAAAAUGCCAUCUUUACAAAAUGGUGUAUUUUGACUUUUAACUCUGGAUGAAGUGUUUUAUGCAGCAGUUCCUUGCAGAGAUGUUGAGGGCCGUGCAUGCUAUUUUCUCUCAGUUAUUUAUUUUUUAUUUUUUUAAUAUAAAUGAUCACUGAGUAGCGGGGGGCCAAAAAAGCAAAUUGGCACUGCUCUGUGGGUGUAAGGGGUGGUAUUACUCUGCCCUGUCAUUGACUGCAGCACUAGUCAAUCAUGGAUGCAUGUGCUCACUACACCCUUCGUGGUUGGUAGUUGUUAUGACAUGUGGGAACUGACAUAACGACUAAAUUAGAAGAGAGUGGGGUGUGAAUGAAUGAAUGAAUGAAUGAAUGAAUGAAUGAAUGAAUGAAUGAAUAAGCACUGAAUUUGUAUUGCCAAGGUUGACAUCUGAAAUUUGAAUUGGAGAAUCUAGUUUUGGAGACCAUAGAUUCAAGUCACAGUUCAGUAACAGGCUUUUUUUUAGAGCUGGCAAAAAGAAAUCUGCUUGGCACAGUUAGAAUUUCCAGUUCCAGUUGUUUAAAAUUAAAGGUGCACCCAUGUGUCCUCACAUCACUAUUAUAUCUUUGCUCUGUCAACACUGCUUCCUUAUUUGACAAUAUUUACCUGAGCUUAGUCAUCAACUUUGUAUUCAUUCCCAAAAUGCCUGUCAGUAUUUAAAAAUCAAAAGCAUGACUGUUGCUGUAGUUCAGUUUUAUUAGCAUUUAAUUAAACAAUUUUUCAUAACUUCAUAGAUAAAUAUGUCCAGUUGCCAGGGGCAUGUCUAUAAUGCAGAAAAUCUUUUUUUUUUUCUUACUAUUAAAUAGCAGAGUAUUUGCAGUCAAAUUUGAGGUAAGUACUAAUAAUAUAGUAUUAUCAAAUGCUUAACUCUGUUGGUUGUUGGAUGAACUUUCCAUACAGGAAACAUGAUAUAUAAACAGCAGUUCUGAAUUUCUUGCAGUCUUGAGUUCUAAGAUUUAAUGGGGUAUAUUUAGCUUGUAGAAUCACAAGCACUCCAUAAAAAGUUAAUUACAGCUUAGUAAUAGAGACUUCAUAUUUCACAAUUUCUUGGUUAAUGGUUUUGUUCACUGUAUCUCCUGUUCACCGAAUAAGCUUUGGACUUCAUUUUUGUUACAAUUUAGAUAAAGUUUCUCAUAAUUCUUACAAAAUCUACUGCAAAACAAUUGCUGAAAUACUGUAUUCUUCACAAUGGAUGAAAAACAAACAAAAACAGGUUAUAAACAAAAAUAAUGAAUUUUGAUUAAAUCUUAGCAGCUAUUUCUUUACACAACAGUGCUGUUUACAAAGAUGUUGCCAGAGCUGUGUGAAAAGACACCUACGUAUACAGGAACAUAGGUAUACAUGAACAUCCAUAGUAUAAUAAAGGACAGGUCUAGAUUUGUUGUUUUAUAGAAAAGUGAUGAGAAAUAAAACCAGAACAGCUGGGGUAAGGCAGAAGAAAUCUGCUCAGUGAAGUACUGGAAAGAUUUGCUUUUUUUCUAAUAUCCUGUAGUUUUGUGGCGUUUAUAACAGAGAAAGAUACCUCAUUGGACAGUCAAUAAAACAUGUCUAAAACAUUGACUAGACACAGAAUUGUUAAAGUUUGCUUUAUAAAAUAAACCAGCUAUAACUAGCUUGUUUUUAAAUCCCAAAGCAGCAGCAAUAGCUUUGCAUGGACAAGGUGCAAGAGUGGGACACAUGAGUGGGACUGAGAUAAAUUUUAAAAGUACCGUACUGUUUUGCUAUGCAUAUAUGUCUUUAAAUAAAUAAAUAAUGUUGAUUGUAGAUCACAUUGAUUUUUUUCUUCUGAUAUCAAGCUGAGAUCAUCAAGAGAAAGAUUAUCAGAGAUUAUCUAUAAAUGAUGCUGUUACACUUUUUCUGAGUGCCAAAGGCUUCACUUUCAGCAUUGAUUUUGAGGGGCAUCAAUACCAAAUCAGGAUGUACUUCCACUUGACUGAAGCAGGUGCUGAAAAGAUUUCCAAUGGGGGAAUGGCAUUUGUUAACUGUAGCAUGAAAUGCAAAACUUUCAGUGUCUUUUUAUUGCCUUGUAAACUGAAAUAAAAACAGCAAUGUACACUUGUAUUUACAUUCAAGUCAAUGUCCAGCAGAAAAUGGAUACUGUUGAGAUCGACUGAUCCAAAACCAUGAAUAAAAUUGUUAACAUAAAACAAGCAGCAA
Electrophorus electricus (electric eel) is the source of this 7619-nucleotide messenger RNA. RefSeq names its product centrosomal protein 162 (gene cep162). The record is from RefSeq and is a predicted model, not a curated record. Lineage: Eukaryota; Metazoa; Chordata; Actinopteri; Gymnotiformes; Gymnotidae. Gene Ontology annotation, biological process: cilium assembly. Gene Ontology annotation, cellular component: axonemal microtubule; centriolar satellite; nucleoplasm.